Messenger RNA from Aedes albopictus (Asian tiger mosquito), 2109 nucleotides. RefSeq names its product glutamate [NMDA] receptor subunit 1-like. NCBI's taxonomy places the organism in Eukaryota, Metazoa, Arthropoda, Insecta, Diptera, Culicidae. The record is from RefSeq and is a predicted model, not a curated record. The transcript has 4 exons. Gene Ontology annotation, cellular component: membrane. Bases 1 to 1887 code for a protein of 628 amino acids. Gene Ontology annotation, molecular function: ligand-gated monoatomic ion channel activity.
AUGGAGUCCUUAAACGUGAUAUUGGCCUUGCUAGUACUUUCCAAGACGGUCCUAGGUUCAAGGUCUAACCAUAUUUCAGCGGUAUCGGACUUGAUACAUUGUCUAAAACUACCGGUUCGGGUAUCGGUGUUGUCCUGUUGGAGCGAGAGCGAAAAGUUUCAUUUUUUGAAGGAGAUAAACGCGAUAACUGCGGUUCGGUUUUCCACUGAAGAUCAACAAAAUCUUCCCUGGAACGAUCGCAAUCUGCAUCAGAACCUGUUGGUGAUCGAUGUCGGUUGUCCAGAAUCGAAAGAGUUGCUACGGUCAGCUGGACAAUUGUUAUACUAUCGCGUUAAAUGGAUUGCUGUGAAUAUUAAUGACCCUAAUUGUGUGAAAUUCCUGAAGUUUUUUGGCGAUCUUCAAGUUCUGAUCAGUAAUGAAGUUUACUAUAUUUGUCGGGAAGAUGGAGUGCAAGGAUACCAAAUCAAACAAGUCUAUCGGCGAUCACUUGCAACUGAGCUGAUCGAGGAAACGUUCGGCUACUGGAAUCGAGGUAUGAUUGUCAAUCUACAGCAUCCCAAACAUUCCGUUGUCCGCCGUCGAAACUUGAGCCGCUUCAAGUUGCGUGCAUCCGUCGUAAUCACCCAUAACGAAACUCUGAACCACCUGGAGGACUACCGUGAAAAACACGUCGAUACGAUCACCAAAAAGAAUUUCUUUCUGACGAAAUAUUUGGCCCAAGAUUUGAACGCCACGCUUCAGUUCAGCUACGUGAACUCUUGGGGUUAUCGCGACGUUAAAACGGGUAAAUUCAGUGGAAUGAUUGGCGAACUGCAGAACGAUCAAGCGGAUCUCGGCGGUACGGCACUAUUCCUGACGGCGGAUCGUAUCAAGGAGAUCGACUACCUAUCGAUGACCACCCCCACGCGAGCCAAGUUUAUCUUCCGUUCGCCGAAGUUGUCCUUCACUGAUAACGUGUUUCUUCUACCGUUCAGCGGAACGGUUUGGCUGUGCAUUAUCAGCUUCAUUGUCCUUUCCGCGAUCCUCCUGUUGAUCAUUCUGAAAGUCGAGCUAAGAUGCACCAACGUACGCUACGGCCACGUCAUCCGACCGAACCUCAUGGACACGGUGAUGAACAUGUUCGGCACUUCGUGUCAACAGGGAUCGUAUCUGGAGCCGAAAUCGCUUCCGGCCAAGUGCUUGAUCCUGUUGAGCUUGAUCAUUCUGAUGUUCUUGUACGCCAGCUAUUCGGCCAACAUUGUUGCGUUGAUUCAGUCACCGUCGAACAAGAUCCGUACGUUGGAGGAUUUGUUGAACUCGCGGCUGGAGACUGGGGCUGAAGAUACGGUCUAUAACAAGUACUAUUUCAUGCAUGAAACGGAACCAGUGAGAAAGGCGAUCUUCGAUCGCAAGAUGAAAGGUCGCGAUGGAAGUUCCUCUAACUUCAUACCGCUGGACAAGGGCGUUGAACGGGUACGCCAAGGACUGUACGCUUUCCACGUUGAGCUAGGAGUUUGCUAUAAGGUCAUCAGCGAAACCUACCAGGAGGACGAAAAGUGCGGCCUGCAGGAAAUCGAGUACCUGAACAUCAUCGAUCCGUACUAUGCCGUGCAGAAGAACUCCUCCUUCCGGGAGCUGGUCCGAAUUAGUCUGUUCAGGCUACGUGAAUUCGGUAUUCAGGGUCGGGAACACUCAAUGCUCUACACGCGGAAGCCGGCCUGCAGUGGCGGCAGCAGCUUCAUUCCGGUCUCGAUCGUGGACGUUUGGCCGGCGCUAACGGUGCUUUCGUGGGCCUUUGCCAUCGCCGGAGGUUUGCUGGUGGGGGAAAUUGUUUGGGCGCGGAUCAGAGUACGGAGAGCUCGGGCUAAGAUUCACUGUAGCAGUAGUAUUCAGUUUAACUGUGACUGAAACUAAAAUCAAUGGUUUUUGCCAGUGUUAAAAUUUUAGUAGGAACAUACAUUUAUUUGCACUACAUCACAAUUCACAAUUAGGACAACACAUAAUCAACACCUGAUACACCACAAUUUUCGGUUUGCGGCUUUCGUUCUCAAUCCUCGAUCACCUCCAAUUCUCUUUAGUUCCUUAGCCUGGUCACACUCUAACUGGUCCGCCGAUCGUGCUCUCUGCGCU